UCUGACUGGUAGGAUGAUAUAACCAUUAUCCCAACGAUCUGACUGGUAGGAUGAUAUAACCAUUAUCCCAACGAUCUGACUGGUAGGAUGAUAUAACCAUUAUCCCAACAAUCUGAUUGGUAGGAUGAUAUAACCAUUAUCCCAACGUUCUGACUGGUAGGACUCAAGGAUGUAUGUAUGUUUUAAACAGGACAGUGAUGGACCAAAGUGGAUUCUGGGAACACCCCUUAAAUGAUAGCUAUCAAAAUUACACUGACGAAGACUAUGAUGGUGAGGGGUUAGUCCUGCUGUGUGAAGACAUCAAUGGUUUGGAGCCUGUCACAGCAGCCUUCUUCUUGAUUAUCUUCCUUUUCAGUGUCGCAGGUAACGUGCUGAUGCUGGUUGUCCUGUGUCGUCACGGGGGCCGGAGGAGGGUCACCAACCUGUUUAUCCUGAACCUGUUAACAUCUGACCUUCUCUUCACCCUGACCCUGCCCUUCUGGGCUGUCUAUAACCUCUCCCAUUGGCUGUUUGGUGACGUGGCCUGUAAACUGUUGACUGGGGUUUACUUCACCGGUUUUUACAGCAGCCUUCUGCUUCUGACCAGCCUGACAGUGGACCGCUUCAUGACCGUGGUUGUUAACAGCUGGAACGCAGUCCCCAAGUGGAGGCUGAGGUGUGCCUGGGCAGCCUGCACGGCAUCCUGGGUCAUCAGCUUUGCCGCCUCCCUCCAUGAUGUCAUAAGUGCCCAGGUAGUGGAAGUGCACUCAGAGAAUGGAAUCUUCAACUGUGAGGCCUCAACAGUUCCUGAUGAAGAGGAGAGGUUGGGCUACUACCUGCAGGUGUCCCUGCUCUUCCUUCUUCCUCUGACCAUCAUCAUCCUCUGCUACAGCGCCAUCCUCAGGAAGGUCCUGGUAACUGCAUCCCGGAGACCCCAUCGGACCAUACUGGUGGUGUUUCUCAUUGUUGUGGCGUUCUUCAUCUGCUGGGGGCCAUACAACCUGGUCCUCUUCCUUCAGGCCAUGUAUAAAUCAGACUGUGAUGUCCGAGAGCGAUUGCAUGUGUCCUAUGUUGUAUGUCGUAUUUUGGCCUACGCUCACUGCUGCGUCAACCCACUCCUCUACCUGCUGUCCCACUCCUUCAGACGACACCUCUGGUCUCUAGUGUGUGGUGGGACAGGAGGGGAGGGUCAGGGUGAGGUUAGACACGGGGGAGAGGAGAGGAGUAUUAGACACAGUUUGUCCAACUUUAGCCCCCAACCAACAGGACCUGGUGUGAUGUGUCAGCGCAUUGAAGGGAGGAACAGUGCAGCAUGGAUACACCUGAGAACCCUGCAGGAAUGUGAUUAAUUACAUUAUUAUGAAUCAAUAUUGUACUCAUCAGAGUUCCAUGUAAAACUGCAAAGCCUAGACUUAAAUCAGACUAUUAGCACAUUUCUGAAAGUACCUCAAUCUGUCUGACUGAGUUUGGAUCUAUAUAACAAUGGGCCCCAUGUACUACUGCACCAAUACUAUAUCAUGAGACAUUUAGAAAUAAUAAUAACUCUUGUAUGUGAACAGACGUUAUUCCGGAAGUCCAAAUGAUAUUAAUGAUUGUUUUUUUAUUACGGUAAGUACAGGGUGUCUGAUACAGCCACAUUCCGGGAAAGGAAGCUGCUUCUUACUGUAAAUAGGAAAAGAACUGGUGUUUAAAAUCAGGAUAUGAAACAAGACAGAACAGCAUUCUAAAUAGAAAUACAGAACAACAUUUCGAAAGAGAGGUAGGUACGGAAGACUGUGUAGAGAGAGGUUGGUUAAUUACGUGCCAAACCAUUUGAAUCAUGAUAAUUUGGUAACAGUCUUACUAUCUAGAUUACAUUUAAUCCACUUUCAUUUAGAUCUUUGCUUUUCAAGGGAAGUGAGUGUCGUUGGGAGGUGAAGGAGUGUGUUCAGUAUGUAGCAUGAAAAAAUCCAGAGGGUUCCCAGUCCAUUAACAUGUUUAACUGGAUGAUUAAAUACAAUUAAUCCCCUCUGUAAUCCCUCCUGUCACUAUGGCAUCAAAUCAAAACCAUCUGAGCGAAAAGCCAUUCUGGUUGCUUCCUGAUAUUUCUAUUUGUUCUGUCAAUAAGA
Molecule: messenger RNA, 2087 nt
Organism: Esox lucius (northern pike)
Lineage: Eukaryota; Metazoa; Chordata; Actinopteri; Esociformes; Esocidae
Gene: xcr1b.2
Product: chemokine (C motif) receptor 1b, duplicate 2
Exons: 5
Coding region: 174-1328 (384 amino acids)
Biological process (GO): chemotaxis; immune response; G protein-coupled receptor signaling pathway
Cellular component (GO): membrane
Molecular function (GO): chemokine receptor activity
Source: RefSeq, a predicted model, not a curated record